GGACAUCAGGAAGUGCGGUGCUCUUCCUGUGUUAUUAUCCGUGCUUAUUAUCACUGCACAACAACUUGGCCAUUUAACGUGAGCGUCAAUGUCCAGAGGAAGCUUUGGCUGAUUCGUGUCAGUUGAAACACGCAAACUAACGAGGCGGAAUCCUGAUGGUGACGACACGAGAAGAUGAAAUCCACCAAGAAGAAGUGUCGGCUGAACAAAGCAAAGGAAGAGGAGACGCCACACUAUGAGGUCAUUGUGAAAUCUGAGAACGAGCCGGGGCUGGACAGCGAGGCGGAGGCAGGUGAUGUUUACACCAACGGAGAUGGUCUCAGCAUCCGAAUCAAGGAGGAGCCCCACGCGCAGGAGAUCUGCGAGGAGACAGGAGGAGACACCUCGAGCUGUUCAGGCGUCCGACCGGACUCCGUGACGUCCUGGUCAGAUGUUCAACAUCCGCAGGGACACGUGAAGGACGAGUGCCACUCUCCUGACCAUCAGCCCGAGUGUGAACUCACCGGAGCUGCCGUCAAGGAGGAGGCAGAGUCGUGGAUUAAAGAGGAGAGAGACAGUGAGGAGGAGGAGGAGGAGGAGGAGGAGGCAGGAGACAUCCAGGAGGAUUCUGAGGAGGGAGAGGAGGUCUCCACAGAGUCAUCGUCUGAGUUCUUUCCCUGUCCUCACUGCACCAUCUCCUUUACUGACUUGGACUUCCUGGAGAAGCACGUCAAGUGGGUCCAUCAGAAAGAGUAUCUCGACAAACUGAAAAAAUGCCUCUCGAGCCGCACAAUGAACCUCAUUCCCAAACACAGUUGCACUGUCUGCAGCAGCACCUUUAACUCCAAGGUCAAACUUAGAGUGCAUGUAAGUGAAGUCCAUCCUUCUGCCCCUCCGCGCAGGCUCCAUCCGUGCCCAACCUGUGCACGCAGCUUCCAGUACCUGAAGAACCUGAAGAAUCACUGUCAGCGCUGGCACAGCAUGUCUGUGGUGACCCGAGGGGGGCAUCUGAGCUGCGCUGACUGUGGGAAGAGUUUCAAAGCUACCUGGGGUCAAGGGCCUCACUUGUGUCAUGAACCAGUUAACACAGAACCUGAGGAUAAGCCAAUCUGUCUGGACAUUGGUGUGCAGUGUCCCAAAUGUGGCAAGAAGGUGCGCACACCUCAAAGUCUGGAGGAUCACAUGCGCACACACACAGGCGACCGGCCAUUUGUCUGUAAAGAUUGUGGCAGGAGGUUUGUGGAGCACAGCGGUUGGCGGCAACACAUGAAAAUACACACCGGGGAGAAGGCGUUCAAAUGUCAGGUGUGUGGGAAAACCUUUUUAAGAUCGCACCACCUCAAGUCCCACUUAACGACACACUCGGGCAAGAAGGAAUAUUCUUGCUCUGAAUGUGGGAAGGAGUUUGGAUUCAAGUCAAGUCUUGUUCUCCACCUCAGGACACAUUCCACUGAGAGACCCUUCCACUGCAAUGUGUGCGGGAAGAACUUUAACACCCCGAGAAAUCUGAGGGUUCACACCAAACUCCACACCAAUGAGAAAGCUCACCAGUGCGGGGACUGUGGGCUGAAGACCGUAGAUCUCGGGACUUUGAAAAUACACCUGCGGACACACACUGGAGAAAGGCCGUACCACUGCACAGUCUGCGGAAAUAGGUUUAUUCGCCUUGCACAUUUGCGAAAUCACCAACGCACCCACACUGGUGAAAGACCCUACAAAUGCACGGAAUGCGACAAGAGUUUCACUCAGUCCGGCGACCUGGUGAAGCACAAACGCAUACACUCUGGGGAAAAGCCCUUUGAAUGUCCAGAAUGCCACCGCCGAUACACUACCUCUGGCGAUCUGGGCAAGCACAGGAGGAGUCACACUAACCUGCGUCCCUACACGUGUCAAGAAUGCGGAAAAAGCUUUCGUCUGUCAGGCCAUUUGAAAACUCACAUGUUAACGCACACGGGGGAGAAACCGUAUUCCUGCCCCAACUGUCUCCGCAGGUUUGCUCGCUCUCACCAUCUUUCUGGACAUGUGGCUAAAUGUCGCUGAUCGUGUUAGAAAAGACUGUAAAUACACUAGUUCUGAUUUAAUCUUGUAAUAACGGGAGCUGCAGAGAUUCUACUACUACUUUAUGUUAAUGAAUGUGUUAAAGUGAAAACUUAUAUUUGUAGAUUAUUAUUUAUAUAAUGUUUGUGUAACCUUCGACUUAGAUGACUGUUGUAACUUAUUAAGACACAUGACUCAUGUCUGUUAUUGCAUGGAACUUUUUAUAGUACUAUUCAAGCUCUUCUAUGAUUUAUUUUUCCUACAGUAGCUUUAGACUGGUUGUGCAAGACACUAAUAUAAUGGAGGCUUGAAGACGUCGGAUGAGGCAGAGCUCAGUGGGACAUGCAUCUAAUGGGUUGUUUGCACCACUGGUGAAUGCUGUACUAUCUGUAAAAAAUAAUAAAUUAUUUGAUGAAAGCAUGAA
Hippoglossus stenolepis (Pacific halibut) is the source of this 2440-nucleotide messenger RNA. Its product is annotated as zinc finger protein ZFP2. The record is from RefSeq and is a predicted model, not a curated record. NCBI's taxonomy places the organism in Eukaryota, Metazoa, Chordata, Actinopteri, Pleuronectiformes, Pleuronectidae. The transcript is spliced from 3 exons. Bases 175 to 2019 code for a protein of 614 amino acids.